UCAUGGGGCCCCCAGGCAAUAGGAGAUCAUGGGGCCCCUGUGUCCUUGCCUAAACUCAAAAAAGCCUAUGAAAAAGGUACCAGGGGCAUCUCAUGGGGCCCCCUACUGACCCCGGGCCCUCGGGCAGUGCCUGAGUUUCCAAAUGAUCAGUCCGCCCCUAAAGAGUUCAGGUUCCAGGCAGGUAACUGGAGCAAUGAUGAACAAUAGCAGAGGUAACAGGCCAACUAUCAUUGUAAACACAGAUAAGCUGGGAACUACUACAGUCAAAACAAUACACAAGAAUGAUCCACAGCAUGAACAGUCAGAAAGAAAGA
Messenger RNA from Staurois parvus, 314 nucleotides. Lineage: Eukaryota; Metazoa; Chordata; Amphibia; Anura; Ranidae. The record is from the annotation of a GenBank genome assembly.